This is a messenger RNA of Lytechinus variegatus (green sea urchin), 3484 nucleotides long. Its product is annotated as putative mediator of RNA polymerase II transcription subunit 26. The record is from RefSeq and is a predicted model, not a curated record. Bases 1 to 2445 code for a protein of 814 amino acids. NCBI's taxonomy places the organism in Eukaryota, Metazoa, Echinodermata, Echinoidea, Temnopleuroida, Toxopneustidae. The transcript has 2 exons.
AUGCUCUAUCUCUAUCAAUUGACACUUUGCUUACUUACUUUUGUUUUCAUUCUGUUUCAGAAAAAGGCGGUGGAUCGGAAACGACCCAAUCCUGACUCUCCAAAUCUGACGGGGACGACAGACGCGAUCAACAGGAACCUUGCUAGUUCCAGCAGCGGCGUCAGAGGGGAUGCUUCGCCGGCUAAGAAGCCAUGUGUGGACAACAAGCAAUUACCAGUGCAGGUGCCCACCCCAAGCCAGUACAUCCAGCAACAAGAUCCCAACAGGAUGGGUGCCAAUCACCAGGUACAGCCUACUGACAAUGGCGUCACCAACCAGAUGGUUGAGGGAGCUUCUGUAGCGGAUAGCAUCGAGGGUGUCCAAGCACUAGACUUGCUCAACGAUAUCGGCAACACGGAUGAUUUCAUGCGUUUGUUGGACGAUCCCAAUGGAACGCAGUUGGAUGAGAUGAUGAAAUCCGGUCAGUUCAACCCAGACACUAUUCUAUCUGAACUGGCUAGGCUCGAGAACAAUUUGAGUAAGCAACUCGGAGAAAUGCCAGACAUAGCCACAAACUCACCACGGAGUCAGGAUCCAAAUAAGCAGAGUGAAAUGAAACCCGACACUGGUUCCAAUAGUGCCGAAUCUGGAGUGGUUCUCAAAUCUGAGAAUUCAGACUCUUAUGACCCCAUGAUGAGGGGGCCUCCAAAUACUGUUGCUACUGAAGCAGUGCCAAAAGGUGGACCAUUGCCUAGUAUAAUUGAAUUUAAACCCAAUACAGGAAAGAAUGUAAUGAUCAAACAAGAACCGCAGCAAAUCAGUGCUUCACAGGCUGCACGGGCCGCUUUUAAUGGACAAAAUGUGCAGACAGCUGUGAGUAGUGGUGCCCAGAACAUUGUACCCCAGGUAAAUCAUCUAACUUCAAUGCAGGCCACUGCUUCAUCGGCAUCAGUCAUGAAUCCCUCAAUCAGAGGGUCGUUUGUGAGUGGUGCUUCAGGGCAGCAAGGAAACUUUUUGAAUGCACAGCAACAGCAGCAGUUAAAUAGUAGGCAGUUUCUCCAGAACACUCCCAUGGCCAACCAACAAAACCCUCAUUCAAGGAUGCCCAAUCCAGUGCUCAACAGUAAUAUGAACCCUUCCAUGACAGACCAACUUACGCAAUUUGCAAACAAUGCUAUGCGCGGACAGUCUCCCCAACAUGGGAGACUACCAAGUAUAAUGCAAAGCUUUAUCCAGGACCGAGGUCAGAAUAUGGCACUUUCUAGUGGCCAGGCUGGGAACAUGUUACCAGGACAAGCCUCUCAGUUUGUAGGGCAUCCUCAGCAGUCACAACGUACGGCCAACCCAGAAAUCCUCCAGAGGUUGCAGAAUCCGCCCCAUUACAAUGCCAGUGCUGAGCAAAGGAAGUUUAUGGCAAACUCAUAUGGCCAGUCACCUCAGCAGGGUCCUAAUAUGCAGCAGGGCAACAACCAGAUGUUGAUUCCCAGGCGCCCUCCACCUCGUUAUGACGAGACACCACACCGCAACUCGAUGCCAUUCCAAGGAACUGUCAACCAAGGAAUGCCUCAACAGCUCGGUCAACAAGGAGGUAUGAUGACACACAUGGGAGGACAACCAAAUGUUCGCUCAAUCACUCCUGGUCCGAGUUUGCAAGGUCACCCAAACAACGGCAUGGCAGCUGGUGGAGCUAACCUUGCUCCACACUCAAGUAUGAUGCAGGGCAUGGCUCAGCAGCAGCCACAGCAACGGGGGUUGAUGAGUCGUCUGACCCCACAGCUUCGACGGCAGCAGAUGAUGCAGCAGAAUAUGCGUAACAUGCAGCAAUCUGCAGCUAUGGGUAACCAGAUGAACAUGGGCUCUGUUCCUCCUGGUGCUGUUAACAUGGGUCAGGCAGGUGUGGCACAGUACCAUCAAAGACACCUGCCUGGCCAGUGGCCAGCGAAUCAGCUUUUGCAGCAACGUAUGCAACAACAGACCAGCAACUUCCAAGGUAACAACAUGAUGCAGCAGUCAUACUCAACGCAAUCGCGCUUCCCUCAAAGAAACGUCAUGGACUCUGGCUCCAACAUGAGAACUUUCCAGAAUAUCACCUCUCAAGGAGGUAUGAGCAAUGCUACCAAUACAAACCCUUCCAUAAUGGCUCAGCAACAAUUCGUAGGUCAGCCACAACAGUCCCAACAACAGCAAGCUCAGCAACCAACACAACAGCAACAGCAGCAACCGCAACAGCAGCCUGUUCAAGGUAACCCCAUUGCAGCCAUGCAGAAUGGUUCCUCCGUUAGUGCAACAAACCAGACAUUUGGCAAUAAUGCCCAGCAAAUGCAAAUGGCUAUGAUACCAGAGAGCAACAACCAACAGCCGCAACAACAACAGCAACAGCAACAAUCCGGCAGCACCGAAAUGUUGGAAUUGCUUGACAACAUCAUUAAAAAUGAUGGAACUCCAAGAACAAAUAGUCAUGUGUGAGAAUUAGCAGGGGAAUCUGCAACGAUACCAAGAAUGUUUUGAAUAUGAUAGAUGUAUGUUUUUAAAUGAUAUUGUAAGAAAGAAAAAAAAUGUAUUUAUAUGAAAAUAUGCAUGUUUACGAUUUAGAUCUGUAGAUACCACACCUUAAGUGGAAGUUUUUAAAGUAAUAUAUGGUUCUCUGUCUCUGAGAUUGUAUGGGGAGGAGAGAUUCUUUUGUCAGUAUUGUCUUUUCUUUUCUUUUAUAUAAUUGUCUAGAACAAGUGGUGGUUAAAGGUCUUAUCUCUAGAUAGGUAUAUUUGUGUAAAGGGUUUUUAAAACAAGACUAUCAUGAAAUCUCAGGUUUGAAACUUCAGUGAAUUAUUAUAUCACUGAUAUUUAACUUCUCAGUGAUUCUUGUACAGAGAGGGACAUAGGGGUUCCUUUCAUAAUAAGUGCACACUCUUUUUGCUAGAAAACUGUUGCCUUUAACUUGAGUUUGGACUUCUCUUUUGAAGUGACUUUUUUUUUGGUAACGGACUAUACUUAAAGCUCUGACUGACCUGAACGUCUAAAAGAAGGUAUGGUGCAUUUUAGUAUCUUAUCCCUAGGAUUGGAUAUAAUUUUUUUUCUAUCUUGAAAGCAAUCAAUAUUCUAUUCCUGAAAGCAAAUAUUUUGUACAUGUGAUAAAAUAUGCAGAUGUAUAUACAGAAGAUGAAGUAGGUUCAGUGGUCACAAUUAUUUAUUAAUUAUUUUGUUAAUUUUGAUUUGUUCACAUAUUCAGAUCUAUUGCCUUAAUGUAAAGAAUACAGAAGUAAAGAAAUUUGACAAAAUUUAUGUGAUUGAAGAAUAUAGCAUUUUUAGAUCGGAAGAUAGAAAGGGUUUAGGACUGAAAAUUUAAAGUUUAGCGUACAUAUGGAAAUUUUUUUGCAAAUGUUAAGAUAGGUGGACUAGGGUUUGGAGAAGGUGUACAUGAUGGGACUUUAAUGUUUAAAGGGGAAUGAAACCUUUGGAACAAGUGGGAAUGUGUGGAAUCUGAAAAAUCAAAGAAUAGAUCAAAGAA